This is a messenger RNA of Aureobasidium namibiae CBS 147.97, 756 nucleotides long. RefSeq lists its product as uncharacterized. The transcript has 2 exons. NCBI's taxonomy places the organism in Eukaryota, Fungi, Ascomycota, Dothideomycetes, Dothideales, Saccotheciaceae. Bases 1 to 756 code for a protein of 251 amino acids. The record is from RefSeq and is a predicted model, not a curated record.
AUGUUCUCAAGACUGUCAUCAGCAUCUGUGUAUGCGACACUACUUCUUAGCGUUGCUUUAGAAGUGACCGCAUCACAACCUUCUCUUCAAGACCUAGACACUAGAGAUCAAGGCACCUGGACAAAUGCUUAUUGCUUACCUUCUCAACCUCAAGACCUAUCUGCCGCAGCAGUCGCUACAUGUCCCUCAUGGGCGCCUAUAGCGUGUACCGCCAUCAGCGAACCCGGCUAUUGUUGCAAUCCAUCCACCUACUGCGCCCGCGCCUCCGACAACUCCAUCGGUUGCUGUCCCUGGGGUCAGACUUGCAGCCCUGUUGUCGCUGGAGGAGCAGCAGCAGCAGCAGCAGCAGCAGCACAACCUCAACAACAUUCCACGACUUGGAAUCAACAGCCUACGACUCAGACUUCUACGGUUUACACGACACAAACGCAUCCCUAUGCAGUAGCGGCAGCACCUGAAGUCACUACUGUCUAUGCUGGAUCCUAUGGUCAAGGGAAUCAAGGGUGGGGUCAAGGAUCGGGUCAAGGGCAGUGGCAGGGAGGGGGUGCAGGACAACAGGGACAAGAAGGUCAAGGCGGAGGUGGAGGACAACAGUAUUGCUCAACUCUAUAUGCGCACGGGCCGAAUCUGCCUACCACCGAAGCGGGCACUUGCGGUACGAUAUUGAUCCUCAAUGCUGCGAUUAGAGGGACCGAGGUGGGGAGGUGGAAGGUCUUGUGUAUCUGGCUGAUAGGCACGGUGGUAGUAGGAGUGUAA